UGUCUACAAGCAACAGCGGAGCAGGUCUAAGCGUUGGUCGGAAACCCUCGGUAGAGUAGCUUUUCACCCGCCGUCAUCCUCUCGAAACUAUGUCUGGAAGAAAGGGCAAGACCAGGGAGCCCAAGGAGGACAAUGUGACUCUUGGACCUGCUGUGAGAGAGGGAGAGCAUGUCUUUGGCGUUGCUCACAUUUUUGCCUCAUUCAAUGACACAUUCAUUCACGUGACUGACUUGUCUGGAAGGGAAACGAUGGUUCGCAUAACUGGUGGUAUGAAGGUGAAAGCUGAUAGGGAUGAAUCUUCCCCAUACGCAGCCAUGCUUGCAGCACAAGAUGUUUCUCAAAGAUGCAAGGAGCUGGGUAUUACUGCCCUUCACAUAAAGCUCCGUGCUACUGGUGGGAACAAGACUAAGACCCCUGGUCCUGGUGCCCAGUCUGCACUUAGAGCUCUUGCUCGUUCUGGCAUGAAAAUUGGUCGAAUAGAGGACGUGACCCCAAUCCCUACUGACAGCACCCGCAGAAAGGGUGGCAGGCGUGGAAGAAGGCUGUGAUUCUUUGCCUCUUGUUUGUUUCCUCGGCUGCAGAGUUUACCUUUUAUUCUCUACUUUUUGUGCUAGUUUAGAUGCAAAGCAUGUUUUUCUUUUAGUUUUGUUGAUGCACCUUUGUGGUUCUGGAACGGUUUUGGCUGACAUUCACAUUUGAGUUUUACAUAGAACCGGAGGUUGGUAGACAAUAUAUAACUAUCUGCGAGCUUCCUGCUUAGGUUAUUAUUAUUAUUUUGCGAAAACUUAGGUUUUAUUUUAAACGCGCAAUUGGUUAUAUAACU
This is a messenger RNA of Rubroshorea leprosula, 823 nucleotides long. NCBI's taxonomy places the organism in Eukaryota, Viridiplantae, Streptophyta, Magnoliopsida, Malvales, Dipterocarpaceae. The record is from the annotation of a GenBank genome assembly.